AUGUUCUCGAGGCCAGCACUGUCAGCGGUAGGAUGAGAUUAUGCCACCACAGCUUUCUUUCGUACGCUGACGGAAUUGUAGGUUGCCGGUUCGGCGCUCCGCCCACGUCGCAACCCUCUGCUGUCGCCACGCUUCGCCGCGCUCCAGAAGUCCUUCCUAUCGACAGAAACACGACAGGCCAUCGACAAGGCCGUAGCAUCUGCGCCGGUGGUGCUGUUCAUGAAGGGAACCCCCGAGACACCGCAGUGCGGCUUCUCAAGAGCGAGCAUUCAGAUCUUGGGAUUGCAGGGUGUGAACCCGCAGAAGUUCACGGCGUUCAAUGUUCUGGAAGAUGAGGAGUUGAGGCAAGGUAGGCAUUUCCCUCGGGAGAAAAGAUGGAAUCGGUCGUUGGAGAAGGGGCCGCGGCCUUUGGGAAGGGAUCGUAUGCUAAUGGACAUACAGGCAUCAAGGAAUACUCCGAAUGGCCGACAAUUCCCCAACUCUACGUGGACCACGAAUUCGUUGGAGGCACGGAUAUACUGAUGUCGAUGCAUCAGGACGGCAGCUUGGCGAAGCUGCUGGAGGAGAAGGAUGUGCUGAUUCCGGCGGAGAGCGAUUCCAGUAGCUCCUCGUGA
Molecule: messenger RNA, 614 nt
Organism: Lecanosticta acicola
Lineage: Eukaryota; Fungi; Ascomycota; Dothideomycetes; Mycosphaerellales; Mycosphaerellaceae
Source: the annotation of a GenBank genome assembly